Messenger RNA from Brassica oleracea var. oleracea, 1635 nucleotides. RefSeq lists its product as uncharacterized. NCBI's taxonomy places the organism in Eukaryota, Viridiplantae, Streptophyta, Magnoliopsida, Brassicales, Brassicaceae. Gene Ontology annotation, biological process: negative regulation of DNA-templated transcription. The record is from RefSeq and is a predicted model, not a curated record.
AUGGUGCUGCAAACACAUUCAAGUAAGCAUGUUCAUGUAGAUAAAGAUGGUGGUGGCUGUAAAGGAACUUUGAAAAAAGUUCUUGACACAAGAAUUGACUCUUGUAUUGAUAAAAAAGGACCUAAUUAUCAUAAUGGAUAGGAAGCAUAUCCACAUAUCAGUUCGCCUGUGUUUGACCCUUUUGAUGAUUACAAAAGAUCUAUAGUUUCCAUCAUCAAUGAAUACUUUAGCUCUGGGGAUGUGGCAGUGGCUGCAUCAGACCUCAGAGAAAUUGGUCUGAGUGAGUACCAUCCCAGACUUGUUUCCAAGGCCAUGGACAGGAACCAUAAGGAGAAGGAGAAGGAGAAGGCUUCUAUGUUACUUUAUGGGUUGUACUCUGUUGUUGUUUCACCUGAUCAAAUCAAGGUUGGGUUUAUCAAACUUCUUGAGUGGGUCGGUGAUUUUACUUUGGACGUACCUGAUGCUGUUAACCUCCUUGCUUUGUUUAUUGCCCGAGCCAUCGUAGAUGAAAUUCUUCCUCCUGUUUUUCUAGCUAGAGCAAAGAAGACUCUACCUGAAUCGUCUUGAAGGGUUUCAAGUUAUCUUUUGGCUCCUCACCACGCAGAGCUAGUGGAGAACAAAUGGGGUGGGAGUAUUAGAUGUAGGUUUCUAUAUCUAAUAGGGAGCACUCUCAUAACAACGGUUGAAGAAACAAAGAUAAAGAUAUCAAAAGUUCUGAAGGAAUACAUGGAGACUCGCGAAGCUUGUAGAUGCAUCAGAUAGCUAGGCGUCUCUUUUUUCCAUCACGAGGUCGUGAAGAGGUCUUUGGUUCAAGCCAUGGAGUCUCCAACAUUGGAACCCCUGGUGCUAAAACUAUUGAAAGAAGCUGCCGAGUAAGGUCUCAUCAGUUCGUGUAAAAUGGCUAAAGGCUUCUCCCGUGUAGACCAAGAUGCCUUCAAAGGAGGCUCUGAUCGAAUUGGAGGAGACUUACCACGUUACAAGAAGGACACGGUAACAAUAAUUCAAGAGUAUUUCCUCUCCGAUGACAUCCUUGAGCUAAUCCGAAGUCUUGAAAACUUAGGAUCACUUGAAUACAACUCAGUGUUCCUAAAGAAGCUCAUCACUCUUGCUAUGGACAGGAAGAACAAAGAGAAGGAGAUGGCAUCUGUUCUUCUCUCUGCUCUUCACAUGGAGAUGUUCUCAACAGAAGAUUUCAUAAACGGAUUCAUCAUGCUCCUCGAAUCCACAUAAGACACAUCGUCAGACGAGCUUUCUCUGUUUCUAGCUCGAGCUGUGAUCGGUGAUGAUGUCUUAGCUCCGCUUAACCUGGAAAAGAUCUCAAGCAGCUUACCUCCAAAGUCAACAGGAAGCGAAACCAUCCGCUCAGCUCGGUCUCUCAUAUCCGCAGGAGAGAGACUUCUGAGAAGCUGGGGUGGAGGAACAGGCUAGGCAGUGGAAGAUGCUAAAGACAAGAUAUGGAAAACUUCUGGAAGAAUACGAAACGGUAGGAGUGCAUACCGUGAUCUAGGGAUGCCGUUUUUCAACCACGAGGUGGUUAAGAAAGCUCUGGUAAUGGCCAUGGAGAAGAAGAAGAAGGAUGGGAUGCUAAAUCUCUUGGAAGAGUGUGAUAGAGUCUUGAUAUCCAGAACUCUAUGA